AUGAGGAUUUUGUUUUGCAAGAUCAACUGUCCAUUCAUUUGCUUCUGCAAACCCUCUGCUGCUCAUCUUUACACUUCUGGGAAAUUAAAAUUGGAAAAUGCCCCACGUGUACCUUCAACAGAUUUUACUGUUUCUGAUACCACUGAUGACAAUGUAACUGGAGGAACCACUAAGGUAAAAAAUGUGAGAUUAAAUGGAAAGCUGGAUGCUGAGUAUGUACCUAAGAGCUGUAUUAAAAAGCCCUCUUCUGGGCAUGAUGCCUCCAACGAGAUCGAAAAGAAAAAAGUUCAAUGGAAGGAUAACUUAGGGAAAGAACUUGCUGAGAUCAAGGAGUUUGAAUCCAGUGAAACAUGGGAUACAGAGAAUGAAGAGGAAAAUAGCCAUUGUCUUUGUGUUAUUCUUUGA
Fraxinus pennsylvanica is the source of this 405-nucleotide messenger RNA. NCBI's taxonomy places the organism in Eukaryota, Viridiplantae, Streptophyta, Magnoliopsida, Lamiales, Oleaceae. The record is from the annotation of a GenBank genome assembly.